CUUCCGGCAGAGCAGGUUGGACACAAAGUGACAGACUUCACCUCCUUAAAAUUGGAAGAAAACCAGCAGGACGACGCGUUACAAGUUAUUAAACAAUUGUAAUGAUUUUCCGACAUGGACGACAUCAACCUUCAUUAUCGCUUUCUGAACUGGAGAAGGCGAAUACGAGAAAUUCGUGAAGUGCGAGCAGUGCGAUACCGGGAGCGGCUGAAACGGAUGCUGAGAGAUGGAGACAUACUCAGGUAUCACGGCAAUUCAGAUGAAGUUGGUUGUUUUGUGGCAGCCAGGCCGUUGUCAAAAAGAAAUCGCUAUUUUGAAGUGACCAUCAUCGAUACUGGAGUGAGGGGGAUGAUUGCUGUUGGUUUGGUGCCUCAGUUGUACAAGUUGGACCAUCAGCCGGGCUGGCUCCCACAUUCUGUGGCCUUUCAUGCUGAUGAUGGCAAGCUGUAUAAUGGCAACACUGUAGGACAGCAGUUUGGUCCAAAAUGCUGCAGAGGUGACAGAAUCGGAUGUGGGAUAUCCCUGGACUCUGAUGAUGGACAGUUAACAGUGUUUUUUACCAAGAAUGGUAAAGAAGUUGGCAGUGUGGAAAUCCCAGCAUCUCCUGAUGCUCUCUACCCUGCUGUGGGAAUGCACUCUUUGGGGGAGGAAGUGCUGCUGGACCUGCACGCUGAAUGGGGGAUGGAGGAGGAUGAUGGACAGAUGAUAGUGGAUAGCCAUGAAGAGGACUGGGCCCGACUCCACGAUGUUAAGGUGACUGGCACGCUGCUGGAGUACGUGGGGAAAGGGAAGAGCAUUGUGGAUGUGGGCUUGGCUCAGGCCCGUCGGCCUCUCAACACACGCUUCCACUACUAUGAGCUGGAGAUCACGGAUGCUGGAGAAAAGUGUUACAUUGCCCUGGGGCUGGCACGCAGGGACUAUCCUAAAAACAGACAUCCAGGGUGGAGCAGAGGGUCCAUAGCUUAUCAUGCAGAUGAUGGGAAGCUGUUCCAGGGCAGUGGGGUUGGGGACGCCUUCGGACCACGCUGCUUUGAAGGAGAUAUUAUGGGAUGUGGGAUCAUGUUUCCACGUGACUACAGCCUCGAUGGUGGAGAUGAUGUAGAUGACUGGGACCUCGAUGUGUUACCCAAGCCCAGCGAGGUUCAGAAUGACUUGUAUGCAAGCAAUGAAGAUGAGGAGGAUGAGGGAGAAGAUAUGGAGGGUACGAAGGUGACGGUGUUCUUCACCCGAAAUGGAAAGGUAGUGGGCCGGAGGGAAGUGGUCUUACCAGCAGGAGGCUUCUACCCCACAAUCGGUAUGAUGAGCACCGGGGAGAAGGUCAGAGUGGACCUGCACCCCCUCAGUGGCUGAGGAGGAGGGGGGAAAUCAGAGUGAGAGCUAGGACGAAUGAUUGAGCUCGGAGACCGACAACUUUAAAUAACAACUCCACAUCAACAGGCUCCAACGUGUUACUUGAAAAGUCACUCCGGCGUAGGAGGUUACUGUGGCUCCCUCAUGCUGUAAGAAUGGUUUAACAUGCUGACAAUUUUUGUUUUUAAAAUAAUGAUCAAAUUAAUUUAUGUUAAUAUUAUCUGUGCCUCAAAAAAGUGCUUUAUAAUGAAAUGGUUUUAUAAGAAAACUUUAAGGGUAAAACACUAUUAUUUUUUUUUGACAAUUUAACCACAAAGUUAAUAGAAGAACGUAAAAUGCCAAAAUAGGGUCUCAACAGAAUAUUGAAUGUAGGUUCCAGCCAACAAACGGACCCCAUUUAUCCUCAUAAGCGGAACAUUAUCAGCAGUAAUAUGUCAGCAGAUACUUUCACAGCCUGCAGCCACACCGUGCUCAUUAACAGAGGUCUGCUGUGCUCUGCUGUACUUCCUCCUGUUGGUGGUGUAUUACUGACACUCAGUGGCGAGACUGAUAGCGUGGGUGCUUGUUCUGACACGGAGUCAUUCCAUGGAGUCAUUACAGCUUGUUUUGUGGCAACCGUGCAAGCAGUGAGCAUUAGGAAUUAUGGGAUAAUUAAAUGUAAUAACAAUUAGUUGAAAUUAAAUCCAAACCAUCACUAUGACCUUUAACUGUUCUGAAGGUGUAAGCAGUUUCAGAAGCAAAAUUCCAAAUUGAUGUUCGUUUGAAGAUCGUGCAGCGGGUGUUGUCCUUCUUUAUCAGGUAUUAACCUGAAUAAUUGUUGGACUGUAAUUAAAAAGAUGUGCAGGUACAGGUUAUAAUCACUCCAAAAUGUUCAGCAUAAACAUGGCUGAAAAAAAAAAGGUCUUUUGAGCCUUUUGAUAAACUGAGCUUUACAGGAAAAAGACAGAUUGGAGGUCUUGGUAUUGAAUGUAUUUUCUGUGGAUCAUGAGGUAUUCUGGAUGAAAUGGAUACAAAAUGUCUCAAAAAGGGAAAAACCGUGAAGAGCAAUUCUCCUGAUCCUUAAACCCUUUCAGGCCAAAAAAAAAAAAAAAGAAUGACUAAACAUGGCGUAGUAGUAAAUUUCUUACUAGUUCAACAUUUGAAUAUUUUGUUAAAGAUAUGAAUGUUGAAAAUGAAGCCAUAACUAAGAUUUGCUGCUCUCAGGUAUAUUUGAAAAUCAAAAUUAAUUACCUUGUUUUUUCUAACGUUAGUUGAAGUCAGUCAUUGUUUGCCACAAACUGUUCUUUACUUGUAAUUCUUUUGUUUGUGUGUUUGUUUGUUUGUUUGGUAGGUUGGUUGGUUGGUUGGUUGGUUGGUUGGUGAUUGUUUUUCUAAGACAUAUUUCUCUUUGAAAUAGAAGACAGUGAAAGUAGAGGACUCUGACAAUCCCCCGUUAUAGUUAAAUAGUAAAGGGUUGUUUUCCUUUUUGUGACACAAAUUUUAAACACACCACGAUUUUAGGGAUAAAGACACUGCUUCUGGUAUCAGUUCAUACUACACUAUAACAGGUUUCUCUGCAGAUUUCUAUAAGCUGUGAGUUGUUCAUAAAAAUAUGACAAUAGGCUAUGUAUCGCUGGCGACAACUGCAAUUUUUAAAUUGUACCUGCAAUACUGUAUUUUAAUGUUACUUUUUAUUUUCUUCAACAACAAAAAAAAAAGCAAUCUGCCAUAAACAGAUAUCAUAAGAGCUUUAUGGAUGUAGUAAGAGGGCUUUAUGGUAGAAUAUUGAUUAUUUGAACUUUAGUUGUGUAAAAAAUAAAAAAACAAAACAUGA
Thunnus maccoyii (southern bluefin tuna) is the source of this 3163-nucleotide messenger RNA. RefSeq names its product SPRY domain-containing protein 3-like. Gene Ontology annotation, molecular function: protein binding. NCBI's taxonomy places the organism in Eukaryota, Metazoa, Chordata, Actinopteri, Scombriformes, Scombridae. The transcript is spliced from 11 exons. The record is from RefSeq and is a predicted model, not a curated record. Bases 115 to 1350 code for a protein of 411 amino acids.